Molecule: messenger RNA, 480 nt
Organism: Teleopsis dalmanni
Lineage: Eukaryota; Metazoa; Arthropoda; Insecta; Diptera; Diopsidae
Exons: 1
Coding region: 1-480 (159 amino acids)
Source: RefSeq, a predicted model, not a curated record
AUGGUUUAUGGGACAACUUUGCGGUUGCCGAGCGAUUUCCUGGAACAAGGUAACAAUGAUAAAAUCCCAGAACAUGAAUUCGUGGAAAACAUGAAACAGAUGAUGUCUCAAAUACGAUCAGUUCCUACAUCAAAUCACUCAAAUGAAAAGGUAUUCUUACAGAAGGAACUGCAACAUGCUACUCACGUGUUUUUAAGGGAUGAUAGUGUCCGUCCACCAUUAAAAACACCGUACGAUGGGCCAUUUAAGGUUGUGAGGCGUUCAGACAAGACGUAUGAUCUUCUAAUCAAAGGAAAACCGGUGCGGGUGAGUGUUGAUCGGGUAAAGGCAGCAUUUUUAUCAAGUGAGAAUGAAGACGUAAGCCCAUCACGUACAGAAAAUAUGGCAGAUACUCGAAUGGAUACCAAACCUAGUAUUGUAACACGAAAGGGACGAUUAGUGCAGGUUCCAAGAAGAUAUGUUAAAUUUGACUUAACGUGA